Molecule: messenger RNA, 1596 nt
Organism: Didymosphaeria variabile
Lineage: Eukaryota; Fungi; Ascomycota; Dothideomycetes; Pleosporales; Didymosphaeriaceae
Gene: CAT1
Product: catalase A
Exons: 4
Coding region: 1-1596 (531 amino acids)
Biological process (GO): hydrogen peroxide catabolic process; response to hydrogen peroxide
Cellular component (GO): peroxisome; mitochondrion; cytoplasm
Molecular function (GO): catalase activity; heme binding
Source: RefSeq, a predicted model, not a curated record
AUGGCCUGCCCGAACCAACGCGGAGACGAUGAGCCCAUUUACACUUCCGCCGAAGGUGACACGCACGCCUACCUCUACCCAAUGCAAGCACUAAUUUAUAUUUCAGGGCGUCCUCUUGCGGAUCCGACAACACAACUGGUCCUCCAAGGCCCUAAGGUUCGCGGCGGUAGCCUCGCUUUGCUAGAAGACACGCAGCUUAUUGAGACACUCGCCCACUUCCCACGAGAGCGGAUACCAGAGCGCGUCGUGCAUGCCAAAGCUGCUGGCGCCUGGGGAGAGUUCGAAUGCACCAAGGAUAUCACCGACAUAACUUCAGCAUGCAUCUUCUCCGAAGUGGGUAAGAAGACAAAGGUCCUUGCACGUAUCUCGACAACAAGCGGAGAGAAGGGAUUUCCAGACACGGUUCGCGACAUCCGUGGCUUCGCCCUGAAGAUGUUUACCGAGCAGGGCAAUUAUGAUUUUGUGGGAAACGACCUACCUGUGUUCUUUGUCCGCGACCCCAUCAAGUUCCCCUCCCUGAACCGUUCUCAUAAGCGUCACCCGCAGACGAACGUACCUGACGCUUCGAUGUUUUGGGACUUUCACAACAACAACCAAGAGGGCGCGCAUUGUUUGAUGCAGCUCUUCGGCCAACGCGGCGUUCCCGCCAGUUUGAGACACAUCAACGGGUUCGGCGUGCAUACUUUCAAGUUUGGAAAAGUGGACGAUGGCACAUUCAAAUAUGUUAAGAUGCAUUGGAAGCCGGAGAAGAUCGAGAACUUGAAGACCGAAGAGGCUGGGAAGCUUGCAGGUCAAGAGCCAGAUUAUCACGUGAAAGACAUGUACAACGCGAUCGAGAACGGCGACUACCCUGUCUGGACGCUUAAUCUGCAGAUUAUGGACCCCAAGGAAGCUGAGACCUACCGCUGGAACAUCUUCGACGAUACGAAGAUCUGGCCUCACAAAGAUUACCCUCUCAUUCCCGUCGGCAAACUCACACUGAACAAGAACCCCGAGAAUUUCUUCCAGGACAUCGAACAAGCCGCCUUCUCCCCCUCCAAUAUGAUUCCAGGUAUCGGUCCCUCUGCAGACUUGAUGCUGCAAGCCCGUAUGUUCUCGUACCCCGACGCUGCGCGCUACCGCGUAGGACCGAAUUACCAACAGCUGCCUUGUAACAAGGCACAAUACGUGUACAAUCCAUACCAGCGCGACGGUCCCGCGCGAUACGACGGUAAUUACGGUGCCGACCCCGAUUACGUGCGUUCGUCAUUUCGGAAGAUCAAGAGCAUCAAGCCCAACGAUGUGACUCAUGAUGAAUGGGUGGGCAAGGUGUCGAACUAUACAUCCAAUGUUGAGGACGAUGACUGGGUGCAGGCGCUUGACAUGUGGAAUCUCUUGAAAGACAGCGGCGACGAUGAGCUAUUCAUUGGCAACCUAAGCGGCCAUGUAGGCAAGGCAUUGCCGGAGGUACAGAAGGAGACGAUCAAAAUGUUUGCGAAAGUUCAUAAGGAGAUCGGCGAGCGUUUGGAGAAAGCACUAGGAAAGGCGAGCGAGGACGGACCAGAUCACGUGAAGGCUCCAUAUGGCCUGCAGUCAGCUGUCGGGGGUGGCUAUUAG